Messenger RNA from Trichoderma breve, 2031 nucleotides. RefSeq lists its product as uncharacterized. The coding region runs from base 1 to 2031 and encodes 676 amino acids. The transcript has 2 exons. The record is from RefSeq and is a predicted model, not a curated record. Gene Ontology annotation, biological process: protein import into nucleus; ribosomal large subunit biogenesis. Lineage: Eukaryota; Fungi; Ascomycota; Sordariomycetes; Hypocreales; Hypocreaceae.
AUGGGCAAAUCAAAGAGAACCAGAGGCGGCCAUCGCAGUGAUCCCGUGGCUAAAGCUGUCAAGCCUCCCUCAGAUCCUGAGCUGGCCGCUCUGAGAGAGAGCAAGAUUCUACCUAUCAUAAACGACCUCAAGAGCGCCGAUCCUAAAUCUCGCUCUACUGCCGCUUCUCUCAUUUCAAGCAUUAUCCAAGACACAAAGUGCCGCAAGCUGCUGCUGCGAGAACAGAUUGUCUACACUGUUCUCACACAGACUCUGACAGACGCUGCACUCGAGAGUCGGGCUGCCGGAUGGGGAAUUUUGCAGGUCCUGGCCCAGGAGGAGGAGGCUGAUUUCUGUGUUCAUUUGUUCAGACAGGACGUCUUGACGGCAAUUGAGUUUGCCUCCAGACUGAUUCAUGACAAAGUCUUCUCAAGCGAUACGCCUUAUGUCAAACUACCCAAGGCCGAGAAGGGUUUCAUCUCAAGCAUUGCGGCGUCUCUGGUCUUGCUGCUAACAGCUCUAGCUGAGGCCAGCGACGAAAUCUUGGAAGCUAUUUCCAACAACUCCUCCAUCACCAAUCUACUCUUCACACUAAUCACGUAUACUGCUCAAGAAGAUCAGGAUCCUCUAUUAAAUAUCCGCGGAGAUGCCAUGGCCUGUCUCAUGAUUCUCUCCGAGGAUAACUCCGAUCUAGCCCAAAGACUCACCUGCACUGGCGGCAACACCGUCUGCUAUGAUGCACUGGUGACCCUGAAGGAUGAUGUCGGCGGAGAUGGCAUCUUGGCUUGUGCCAUCCUUCACAACGUUUAUGCCUCCCUUCUCGGACUUAAGAACAUAUCACCAAAGACCGAUGUGGCUGACGACUCAGAUCUGAUACCAACUCUCACCAAAGCCAUCGCUACGUAUAUCCCCGGGGAGAAUGUCGCCAACGGCAGCAGUUGGUCUAGCCCUUCAGAGUAUCAACAACUAGCUCUGGAGACGCUGGCGUCUAUCGGCACAAGUCUUGUAUCUGAAAUGGGUGGCCCAUCGCAACCAUCUUCUAAGAAGGAUAGCGGUGCUGGAGCUGGGAAGGAGGACAACAACGAGGAUGAGGACGAUGAUGAAAACAUGGAUGAGGUGGCCUCGGAUGCAGAUGACAACGAAGAUGAAGACGGAGAUGACGAUGAAGACGAUGACAUGAACGAAGACGAGAUGGAGGCCGAUAUGGACAUGGUAACGGGUGGUGACCAUGGAGAGGAUAACAUCGACCACCUUCCAACUCUCAAAUCUCUCGUCCAGAUUGCUCUGCCCGAGCUGAUCCGCCUCGCCAUACUCCAACCCUCCGACGACCUCUCCCUUAAGAUGCAAGCCCAUGCUCUCUCUGCACUCAACAAUAUCACCUGGUCCGUCUCCCUCUUCGAUCUUGCCGACGAGUCCAACGCCGGCAUUAAAGCUGCUUGGACACCCAUCGGCCGUACCCUCUGGCAACAGAUCAUCUCACCCACACUCGCCUCCGACACCGCUGACGUCGAUCUCGCUACCCAAAUCACCGGUCUCGCCUGGGCCAUCUCCCGAAUCCUCCGCGGCGAGACCCCCCUCCAGCCCAACGAGCACCGCAAGUUCAUUUCCCUCUACCAGGCCACAAAGGGUGCGCCCGCCCGCCUCGACCCCGAAGAUCCCUUCCAAGCCCUCGGAGUCAAGUGCGUCGGCGUCCUCGGUCAGCUGGCCCUUCACCCUGCCCCUACGGACCUCAACCGCGAGAUUGGCACUUUUCUCGUUACCCUGCUCGCUGGACUUCCCGACACUCCUGCCGCCGAUGCGGUAGAGGCAUUUAACCAAGUCUUUGAUAUCUACGGAAACGAAGAGUACCCCUACGAUGCAGAGGUUUUCUGGAAAGGCGGCUUCUUGAAGCACCUCGACGGAACUGUUUCAAAGGCAAAGGCCAUGGCUAAGAGCGUGAACAAGACUGCCCAACCAGAACUUAGGGAUAGGGCGGACGAAGUCAUGAUGAAUUUGACAAGAUUCUUGGCGUACAAGAAGAAACACAAGCCAAUAGAGGUGACGCUGAGAUAG